UUUAGUAUUAAUGAAUACCUUAACCAUGAAAACCUAGUUCCUUUUGUGUGACGUCAAAGUGAAGACAUGGAUAUAAAUAUGGGGUGAUGUGUUCUCGUGUAACGAUGGCUGACUAAACUAAACUAACCUUCCAAUCUAGCUUUCACCACUUCUCAUAUUAGAUUCAUCCAGCUACCUCUAUAUUACUAUUCAAUGUCAUAAUCGAACAUGGCAAGCCCGCAUGUAAAACAGGAUCUCCUUGAACUGGGCAAGAAGCUUGUGGAGGAAGGACCCGUCAAGACUCUCCCCACAUCCCGCCGAAUACGGAUCCUGUUCGAUGGCGAGUAUAUCGUUGAUACGACGUCUGCGCUAUACGUCUGGGAACAUGAGUACUACCCGUACUACUACGUACCGCGGAACUCCAUCCAGGCAAGCCUGCGCAUACUACUUCCGCAGUCCCCGUCCCCGUUCUGGACGGCCAGGGUGUCCGGCGUGACGCGAUCUACGGACCGCGUUCUCGUCUUCGGAGACGACGUCGGCCAACGCGCCAAGGUCUUGGAGAAUAUGGUGCGCGUCGAGUUCGGCGCGGCAGACGCCUGGUUCGAGGAGGACGUGCCCAUCUACGUGCAUCCGAAGGAUCCGUUCCGGCGCGUGGACGUACUGCACUCCUUGCGACCGCUCGAAGUCCGUGUUGCGGGCCAGCUGGUUGCGAAUACGAAUUCUUCUUACCACUUAUACGAGACGGGACUGCCGUGCCGGUACUAUAUACCCGCCACGGCGGUGGAGCGCAAUUUACUGAGGGAGAGCGAAACGACGACAGCUUGUCCGUACAAGGGCGUGGCGAACUACUAUAGUAUCGAGCUUACGGAUCGUGGUCUUGAAAAGUCGAAAUUUGAGGAUCUGGUGUGGUACUACAGGACUCCGACUCUCGAGUGUGCGAAUAUUGCCGGGUGUCUGUGUUUCUACCAUGAGAAGGAAGGGGUUGAAAUUAAGCUUGACGGAAAAAUGUUGGAGCAACCAAAGACUCCUUGGUCUUGAGCGACGGCAAUUUUUCUAUUCGUUUCUGGAAAAAAAGGAGUCCUAAAGGGUCAUGUAUGGCUGCUAAUGAGGAUCUCACACGAAUCAAGUUCUUCGUCUUGAGAGAUCUGCUACCUCAACUUCAUAAGGUCGUAUUCCUUACCUAAAAGUGUUUUUCAAAAGGACGAUGAGCACGCAAACUUUCAAUAUCAAAUGAAUAUUAUAGGUGGACUUUUACAGAACGGGAUCUUUCUGCGUGCCGCAUACUUGGAGACCUCAUCGAUUAGAAUCGCGGAUGUAAAAGUCUUCAAAAGAUUAUAUAAAUCGAAAAGGGCAUCUACGCUGUAGUGAAACACUAUUUAGCGAGAUAUUCCACUAAUGAGCUGGUAUGGAACGUAUAGUGGUCGGCGAAGUCCAUCAGCCAAGGCUAAGCAUUUAAGAAGUCAGAUGUUCGACCGAACUUAGAUAAUA
Annulohypoxylon truncatum is the source of this 1467-nucleotide messenger RNA. Its product is annotated as DUF427-domain-containing protein. The transcript has 2 exons. Lineage: Eukaryota; Fungi; Ascomycota; Sordariomycetes; Xylariales; Hypoxylaceae. Bases 208 to 1017 code for a protein of 269 amino acids. The record is from RefSeq and is a predicted model, not a curated record.